UUGAUUGUUUUUCUUCUUGAGGUUCUUGGAGUUGGUAUCAAUGGAAAAGUUGUUGAGUGCGAGCAUCGAAUCACUGGAGAGAAGUAUGCUCUCAAAGUGCUUCGCGAUGUACCGAAAGCUAGGAGGGAGGUUGACCUUCACUACAUGGCAAGCGGACAUCCAAAUAUUGUUGAAAUCGUUGAUGUUUAUGAGAAUUCUUAUAAUAAUGUGCAAUGUCUCCUUGUAGUAAUGGAAAGUAUGAAAGGAGGAGAGUUAUUUAAUCGUAUACAGGUACAAGAGCGAGGUCAGCAAGCUUUCACAGAGAGAGAAGCUGCCAGCAUAAUGUUCGAAAUUUGCUCUGCUGUUGCUCAUCUGCACAAAAUGAAUAUUGCGCACAGAGAUAUCAAACCGGAAAACCUCCUCUAUGUGUACGCAUUUCAUUUUGGUCCAUGCUUAGACAACAGCACUCAUGCUCAAUUAAAGUUAACCGAUUUUGGCUUUGCGAAAAGAACGGAUGAAUCUGAACCGCUUGGAUUAGCAACUGCUUGCUAUACACCAUAUUACUGCGCUCCUGAGGUGCUUGGAGCUGAGAAAUAUGACAAGUCGUGCGAUCUUUGGUCAAUAGGAGUCGUAAUGUACAUAUUGUAA
Strongylus vulgaris is the source of this 627-nucleotide messenger RNA. The record is from the annotation of a GenBank genome assembly. Lineage: Eukaryota; Metazoa; Nematoda; Chromadorea; Rhabditida; Strongylidae.